Limulus polyphemus (Atlantic horseshoe crab) is the source of this 4483-nucleotide messenger RNA. RefSeq lists its product as uncharacterized. Bases 47 to 4483 code for a protein of 1478 amino acids. Lineage: Eukaryota; Metazoa; Arthropoda; Merostomata; Xiphosura; Limulidae. Gene Ontology annotation, cellular component: extracellular region. Gene Ontology annotation, molecular function: chitin binding. The record is from RefSeq and is a predicted model, not a curated record. The transcript has 4 exons.
CGGAAGAAAUUUCUUCAAGGAAAACAUUUAGCGAGCGUAUUAUGUGAUGGCUGGUUUGAGCCUUACGUUGUUUUUAAUCUACACAGGAAUAUCUGCUUUUAAUGUAUUGGCAACUGAGACACAGGAACGCCCAUCGCGAGCUACAUUCCAGAACUCGCCACUUCUUUCUACUGCUCUUAGUCUCGGUGAUAUUGUCGACCCCACAGCUGCCGUCUUGAAUCAUCUGCCCUUUGAUUGCACUAGAAGACCCGAUGGCGCCUAUCCCGACUAUCAGAAAGCAUGUAGGUUGUUCUAUUUGUGUGAGAGUGGUCGAACACACAUUUUCUGGUGUUCCAAUGGCACCGUUUUCAACCCUGAUGAAGGGUAUUGCGACGCCCCCCACAGUGUAAGUUGUGUUGAUCCGGAGAAGUCAGCUUGGCCAACGUUGGUUGGAGACUGUGGUGACCAGGAAGAUGGAGUUUACACCGACUAUGAAAGUGAAUGCCGUAAAUUUUAUUUUUGUAAAGCUGGCCAGAAAGUGGUUUUCAGCUGUCCUGGAAACAAGCUUUUUGAUUGGAGGACAGGAUCAUGCCGAGAGACACAAGACGUGCCAUGCUUUCAACUCUCCUGUGAAGAAAAGUCUGAGGGGAUAUACGCUGAUUAUUCAGAAAAUUGUAAGCGGUACUAUCUAUGUCGCAACGAGGAGAUAUCUGAGUACGUUUGCCCACCAGGGAAGAUUUUUAAUGAAAGGAUAAUAAAAUGUAACCACCCAAAAGGCGUGCAUUGCUCCAACUUUUCUUCUUUUAACUGCAAUGGUUUGCCUGAUGGUUAUUAUCCAGAAUAUGACAAUAAUUGCAGAGCGUUUUACCUCUGUGUUAAUGGUAAGCCAAAAAGUUAUUCUUGUCCCGCAAAUUUGGCUUUUAGCAAGCGCCUGUUAGCAUGUGACUACCCGUCUAAAGCUAGGUGUGAGAAACCUACAGAAAUGGAUUGUCAGAAUAAGCCUAAUGGGAUUUAUCCUCUUGUUGAAACUGGUUGUAGAGAAUUCAUGAUUUGUAGGGAUAAUCACAUGACACAUCUUGGCACCUGUGGGCAGGGCAAACUGAUGAAUCCAGCUACUUGGAAGUGUGACCCUAGUUCUUUGGUAAAAUGUGCUUUUGUAAAAGAUCCUGACUGUGAGGGUAAAACGGAUGGGCUGUAUCCAGAUUUUAACACUGGUUGUUCAGCUUACUUUUUGUGCAUAAACCAUCGCAGAGUCGUCACAAAGUAUUGCCCGUCAUCGUCUCUGUUUGAUGCUUCAACUGGGAGCUGUCUGUCGUCAUCUCUCGUGUAUUGCAAUCAUCUUGACAACAAUCCCACGUUAGCCACCUUUCGUCACUGGGAUAUAUCACAGUAUGGGUGUGAAGGCCGAGUAGGGCUAUUUCCGGAUUUUAUCACAGAGUGUAGCCGGUAUUACAUUUGCGCAUACGGACGCAGAGAGCUCAUAAACUGCCCUGAAGGUACGAAAUUUAACAUCGUUACCAGACAAUGCCAGGAUUCUAGCUCAGUUAAGUGCACGGCACCGCAAAUUCUUGGUGCUUUUCAAUGUUUACAUGGUGAUGAAGGAAUAUACGUGGACGUAACGAGUAACUGCAAGAGAUGGCAUGAAUGUUGGGAUUAUGGGGGAGGAACCUACAGCUGUCCCACGGGAAGAUGGUUCAAUGCUUUCACGCGUUCUUGUGAUGCAGACACGAAUAACCAAUGCGAGAACAAAGGAGUCGAGUCUGUUCGUCCUUAUACCUUUAAAUCUCGAAUAAUUCGAGUUUUACAGAAGACAAAUACUUCGUUCAGUUGCCAAGCGAAACCUAAUGGUUUUUACAUGCUUGGUGAAGAAAACUGUAGGUUAUUCCAUUUGUGUGCUAAUGGACAAACAUUUUCAUACAUGUGUCCCGAAGAUCUAGUGUUUAAUCCGGAUUCAGAAUCCUGUGAUGAUCCAGUUAGAGUAAAUUGUCAACAGAUAAAAGAACAGUGGACUAAGUCUGACGAUGGCUUUUCUUGUAAUUCUAAAACUGAUGGAAUGUACCCAGAUUACUUAACUCAUUGUAAAAAAUAUUUUAUCUGCGAAAAGGGCUUGAAGAAGGAAGUUUUUUGUCCUGAAGAUUAUAUGUUUAACACAAUUACAUUGUUUUGCGAACUAGAAUCUAAUGUCAUUUGUAAACCUCCACUCCCUGAUGAAUACCCAAUAACUCUGUCCUUAUCAGGUAAUUCUGAUGAAUCGGUACAAUUUGAUGAAGAAGAAAACAAUAGUUCCAUCAGUGAUCAACCACUGGAAAUUAAUUCUUCAGAAGAUAUUAAAUCUAAAAACUUUACCGUGACACACAAUGCGGUGAGAAAAACUAAAACACAGAAAACAAAUGUAACACUUUCAUAUAGUAGAAACCAUACUAAAGAACAUCAAAUACUUAAUGCAGACCAACAAAAUGGUCAGAAAACGCCAGCCGAGCAGAUUAAUAUCCAAAAUGCUGAAUUUAAUAGAGCAAACAAGAAACUUGUAAAUAAUGGACUAACAACCAAUGUUCCAAGAACACAUGAAUAUUUGUAUUACGACAUCUACGACUCUCCCAAUUCCUUCAGCGAUUAUGUAAAGCAUGAAGAAAAAUAUGAUGACAACCAGACUGUUAUUAUAAAAACGGACGUUCAUAAUGUUGGCAUCAAGGAAACAGAUGGUAAAAACCAAAACGAAGAGAUAGAACCGCUGAAUAAGGAACAUGAAGAUAUUCAGAAAAUGUCGACUGAGGAAAAUCCCAUAGAUCAAACAAAUGAAACAAAGAAAAUAAACGACCGGGAUUUGAAAAGUGAAUUAUCGACACAUAUUCCACAAGAAUAUGAAUAUUACUAUUAUGCAAUCUAUGACUAUCCUGAUUUUGGAGAUCAUAAAAAAGAAAUAGAAAAAAAAUUGGAUCAAAACCAAACUUUUUCUCUAACAACCAGUACUAACAACCAUCAAGCUGGCACGAAGAAAGGUAUCCAUUUAACAGAUGAAAUUCUUAAUUCAACCCAAAAUGUAAUUAAGUAUGAUGAUUUUGACCACUAUGAUAUUUUAGAGAGUAGUGAAACAGAUAAGAAUAAGAAAAUGAAAACAGUCACUGAACUGUUUAUCACUACAUUGGUACCAGUUCCAGUUACUUCAUCUCCAAAGCUCGAAAAACCUGUAGAAUAUGAACGAGAAACAAUUGAACCUGCAGCUUUAAUUCUUAGAAAUGAAACAAAUAAUACAGUUUUAAACGUUGCAAGUGAAAGAAAUAGCGUCAAAGAACAAUAUUUGAUAUCAGACCUUGCAAAUGAAACAAGCAGUUUGGUUUUACGUUUUACAAACGAAACAAACUCUUUGGCAUUAGGUAAGGAUAGAGAAAUAGGUGGGUUGGUGUUAGGUAAUGCAAAUGAAAGAAAUAUUUUGGUAGCAGGUCUUGAUAAUGAAACCUAUAGUUUGGUAUCAGGAUUUCCAAAUAACUCUAGCAGUUUGGUGUUAAAUAUUGAAAAUAAAACUAAUAGUUUGGUAUCAACGCUAGAGAAAAACACAAGCAGUUUAGUAUUGAAUGAUGAAAAUGAAACUAACAGUUUGCAGUUAGAGCUUGUAAAUAACACAAACCUGCGGCCGAAAUAUAGUUAUUAUGGAGUUAAACUUCAACAAGGUGCUUCCUUCUCAGCAUCUUUAACGGAUCCUUUGUUUGUAGAUAGCUAUGAAUUUGAUCACUUUCCUACUGUGACAAAACCUGAAACCAAGGGGAUGUUCACUAACCCCACAAAAGUACCUCUAUCUGACAUCGCAAUAACAGAAUCUUCCUUAUCGAUUAAUUUUGGAUUCGAAUGUCCAUACAAAGAAAUUGGCUUCUUUCCAGAUUACGAAAGUGGCUGUAAGCAAUUUCACAUUUGUUAUCGAAAUAUCAGGAAAACAUAUAGUUGCCCAAGUGUAUUACUCUUUAACCCCGAGUCCAAAAAUUGUGACCUUCCAGAAAAUGUUUUUUGUCAAACACCAGAAAUACUAAAGGAAGGAAAGCUUCAUUGUCAAGGGAAGAUCAAUGGAUAUUAUCCAGAUUAUAAAUCAGGUUGUCGGAAAUAUUAUGCAUGUUUGAAAGAUCAAGUACUUCUGUAUACUUGUCCUACAGGAAAACUGUUCGACCUAAGAACAAUGGCCUGUGAUUUGGCCGAAGCUGUGACUUGUACAGAUUCCGGUAAACAUACUGUCGAUAUUAAUGUACAUUCAACAGGCAACGAUGUUCCUGACAAAGUUUCUAAACCAGCUCAUGUUCAUGGUGUCCCUCACCGUUUUUUAUUUGAUUGUUCUGAAAAACCUGAUGGUUUUUACCCAGAUUAUGCCAGGUUUUGUCACGUGUUUUAUCGUUGUAAGGAUGGCAUAAAGAUCUCCCACUACUGUAAACAAGGGUUUUUAUUUAAUUCAGAACUAGGAAUGUGUGACUUUGAAGAAAAUGUUAAUUGUAACUCUACUAUAAGUGAUAGUUCAACAUAA